Molecule: messenger RNA, 870 nt
Organism: Apis florea (little honeybee)
Lineage: Eukaryota; Metazoa; Arthropoda; Insecta; Hymenoptera; Apidae
Gene: Scox
Product: Synthesis of cytochrome c oxidase
Biological process (GO): mitochondrial respiratory chain complex IV assembly
Source: RefSeq, a predicted model, not a curated record
AUGUCUGGUUUAAUAAAUCUUUUUUCUAUAAGAUGUACAAGACAAGCUUUUAAAACUACAUCAUUUAAACAUUUACGAUCUUUUAAACAGUGUUAUCCACAAAUUAGAACUAUAAAUAUUUUUACACCUUUAUAUAACUCUAAUGAGAUACAUUCGUUAUCAAAUAAUAAAAAAGAAUCAAUCAAAAAAAGUUUUAUUACAUGGAAAAGUGUAAUAGUUACAACUAUAAUAGGCACAUCUCUUUUAAUAUAUAUGUAUUAUCUCCAAGAAAUAAAAGAUAAACAAAUAGAACGCGAAAGAAGACGUCAAUUAGGAAAAGCAGCAAUUGGUGGAAAAUUUGAGUUAAUUGACUCUCAAGGAAAAAUUUGGAAGUCAGAUGAUUUUUUAGGACAAUGGGUUCUAAUAUAUUUUGGCUUUACACAUUGUCCUGAUAUAUGUCCAGAUGAACUUGAAAAAAUGACAGAAAUUGUCAAUAAAUUAGAGAAGCAACAUAAUACAAAAGUUCAACCUAUAUUUAUUUCUGUGGAUCCUGAAAGAGAUACACCAGAAGUUGUAGGCAAAUAUAUUAAAGAAUUUUCAGACAAAAUUCUUGGUCUUACUGGAACCAAAGAACAAAUUGCUAAAGUAUGUAAAGCUUAUAGAGUAUAUUAUAGCAAUGGACCUAAAGAUCAAGAUUCCGAUUACAUUGUUGAUCAUACAAUAAUCAUAUAUCUUAUUGAUCCUGAUGGAUUAUUUGUAGAUUAUUAUGGUUUAACUCAUACUGCUGAACAAAUUGUACAUAGUGUAUAUAUAAACAAGAUAAAAUAUGAAAAAUUAAAGUCAGAUACUUGGAUUCCAUCAAUACCAUUUAAAAAUCCAUUAUCAAUGUAA